AUGACUCUCUAUGAAGGAAAGUAUAUUGCAGUGCCAAAUGACAACACACAUUUCAAGUCACGAUUCGACAACUUCGGCACGUGGCUGAAAUAUGUUGGAAUUCGAUUGCCAAAUCCAUUCACAGAAGUUUGUUAUGGUGGGAAUUUUGCCAUAAAGCUGAGUAGAGCUCGUAAACUAACCAACGAGCUGCAUGCGAUGGAAUCGAGUCUUAGACGAGGAGAUAACAUCGAAGAGGGGCAUUUUGCUGAACGUGCGUGGGCAGGCAUUUUUUCGAAACCUUUGUCAGAAGAACAACAGCUACGUUUGAAAAGUAUCAAGAUUGAUUUGUUUUCUUCUAAAGAAAGUGCAAAAAGUGGGGGAACCAUACCUGUACCUUAG
Messenger RNA from Cylindrotheca closterium, 378 nucleotides. Lineage: Eukaryota; Bacillariophyta; Bacillariophyceae; Bacillariales; Bacillariaceae. The record is from the annotation of a GenBank genome assembly.